CUUGUCACUCUUGAACCAAGUGCUCGGCUUCUGUUGGUAGCAAGGAGCGACGUAAGCGACGAGCUGAUCCGCUCGGGUCCGUCUCUCCGGCUACGUGUAGAGACUCAGAUCCGUGAGACGUGUGUCCGUCACCGCGCCGCUGGAUGGCGGGGGAAGCGAGGGGGGCCAGGGGAGCCCGCGCUAUAAUUGGCCAGCGCCGGCGGUGGACGGAGGUCGGAGAGCGAGUCUAUUCGCGGCUGCCACGAGGAGAGAGCGGACUGCCGCCAGCGCUGCGCCCGGCUGACCCAGAAAGGGAAGAGAGGAGUGUCCAGCGAGCGGCCAUGCGGGCGGAGGAGGACCCCGACCCCCUCUUCACGUCGCUGUGCAGCGAGAGGACCCUGCAGCCCGGCCAGAAAGGCUUCUUCAUGGAGUACGCGCGCCGCGCCACGGAGGCCGUGGGCGAAGCCUGGGUGCGCGACGUCUUCGGCCGCUUCGCCUCCGACGAGGACAGGAUCAGGGCGUGCUACGAGCACCGCGAGGUGAGGCAGGCCGUGGUGGAGCCGCUGAGUCACGUGCAGAGCCUGCACCGGGCCAAGUCGGCUGCCGUGUCGCGGCAGCGCAGGGCAGACGGGGACCUGCUCCUGCACGCGGGCCACCCGCAGCGCGCUCUGCUGCUCUACAGCCAGGCCGUGGUGCGCGCUCCGCCCGCAGGCAGCGACAUGACGGUCGACGACGGGCUGUCCCUCGCCCUCGCCCUGGCCGCCCGCUCGGAGGCGCUCCUCACUCUGGAGGACUACGAGCUCAGCGUCGCCGACGCGCAGAUGGCCGUGAAGGAAGGCUUCCCCAUGGAGCUCAGGUACCAGCUGUACUGGCGGAUGGCGCGCUGCUACCGGCCCACGGGCCAGACGCUCAAGGCGCGCAUCUCGCUCCAGCUGGCGUCGAGGCUGCUGACCCAGCACGCCGCCGGGGUCGGAACCGAGGCUGUGCUCCUGCUCGUCAAGAUGGACGAGGAACUGGCGCAGCUGGAGGGACGCGAGGGCCCCGCCAGGGCCAUCGAGCCUUCAGGAGACGUCAGAGGGGAGGACCGGCCGGCCGCCUGCGGGCUGAUGGGCGUGGCGAGCAGCGAGGACUGCGGCAGGUUCGCCGUGGCGCUGGGCAGCGUGCACGCCGGCGACACUCUCGUGGCAGAGGACGCCCUGGCGGCCUGCCUGCUGCCCGACAAGUUCGGCUCCAACUGCCACCACUGCUUCGCCAGGCUGAAGGCCCCCGUGGCGUGUCCGCACUGCAGCGGCCUGGCGUUCUGCUCGACGACCUGCCGGGACGAGGCCUGCCGCUCCUACCACAAGCUCGAGUGCCGGUUCAUGGACCUGCUGAUCGGCUCGGGCAUGAGCAUCCUCUGCCACGUCGCGCUCCGGCUGGUCACGCAGUCCGGACUCGAGUUCUUCGCCCAGCGCCGCGAGCAGAUCCGACAACACGCCGGGCCCACGUCAAAGGAUGACAAAUACAUGGAAGUAUUUAAUCUCGUUACACAUUCGGACAAAAGAUCAGCGAUAGAUUUUUUCCAGAGAACUCUGAUGGCUAUCUUCUUACUGACGUAUCUUCAGAAGGCAGGCUUCUUUCCUUCUACUACCGCCAAAUCAUCGACGCCACUUCCCAGCGACGACGAGCUGCUGGUCGGCUCCGUCCUGCUGCGCCACCUCCAGCUGCUGCAGUUCAACGCGCACGAGGUGUACGAGACUCAUGUGGAGACGCCACAGAACUUCCGCACGGGCCGCGUCGUGUACAUCGGCGUCGGCAUCUACCCCACCGCGGCACUGUUCAACCACGACUGCUACCCUGCGGUCACGAGGUACUUCCGAGGUCGUAGCAUCGUCGUGAGGGCCGUAAGGCCGCUGGAACCCGGAGACGUGGUCGCGGAGAACUACGGGCCGGUGUUCACGAAGCGACCCCUGGUCGCUCGGCAGCGGGCUCUCUCCUCGCGCUACUGGUUCCACUGUGCUUGCACCGCUUGCAAGGAGGACUGGCCUCUUAUUGAGAAACUGGAGAGGAACGUCUACAGGCUGAGAUGCUCCACACCUCGGUGCACUAGGCUGCAAAACAUUACAAAGAAUAAGGAAAGUUACAAAUGUCCUGCCUGCAAUAAGAUUAUUUCUACAAAAGAAUCACUCUGUAACAUAGCAGAAUGUGAAGAAAUGUACGCACGUGGACUCCAAGAAAUGGAAGACGGAUUCCCUGAAAAAGCUAUUCCCUUAUUUUGCUCAUACCUCGAUGCUAUGCACAAAAUUUGUGUUCCACCGCACAAAGACACUAUGCUUUGUCAAGAAGCACUCCGAAUAUGUAUGGCUGACAAAGGCAACGUUUGGAUUUCGGGACUACAGAAGACAUGAUACAUUUAGUACCAGAAUUAAAUUAUCCUGUAAUAUUGUCACUAUAGAUUUAUUUUUUGCAACAGUAACCAUCAAUUAUAGAACAAAGAAUUUUCAUCUUAAAUUUCAUUCAUGACAGAGUGAGGUUGUGAACACAUGAUUUUUGUUUGGUAUUUAAAAUGGGAAAGAAGAUACACAGUUGUGAGGAACAAUAGAGAUAGAGAAGUCUAGUAAGUAUAUAUAAAUUUUCAUUCUAUAUUAAUAUUUUUAAAAUUUUAUAAAUUAUUUUAAUAUAGAAUAUACUCAUAAACUCCAUGGUUUUAGAUAUAUAUUUUCAUUUUAUUCUUAAUUUUUUGAGGGAUGCAAUAUGCAGCCCCAUAAAAAUUUAUUUCCUUUGAGCACAAAUUUUUUGAUUUAUUUCUUUAGAAAAACGACUGCACCUAGCAGGAGAUUCCUUACAUGAAUAUACAGAAAAAUAUAUUUACAAUUAUUAUUUCAAUUUUACAACAGUAAUUACCAAUCUCUCCUUAUGUAAAAAUUGUGAAUACUUUGUUUUAAAAAUAUAUGUACUUUAUUUACAAAUACCGGUAGUUAACAGCUCACAGAAUGUUAGUACAGUAGAACCCUGUUAUGUUUCUGCUUAUAACAUCACAUUUAACCCAUAAAGGCAAUAUAUUUGUUUCCUGAAUAUAUGUUUCACAAGUAGUGUUAAUAACAUAUGCUUUCUAAAAUUCA
Molecule: messenger RNA, 3080 nt
Organism: Bacillus rossius redtenbacheri
Lineage: Eukaryota; Metazoa; Arthropoda; Insecta; Phasmatodea; Bacillidae
Product: SET and MYND domain-containing protein 4-like
Exons: 12
Coding region: 144-2366 (740 amino acids)
Biological process (GO): compound eye photoreceptor development
Cellular component (GO): cytoplasm; nucleus
Molecular function (GO): histone deacetylase binding
Source: RefSeq, a predicted model, not a curated record